Molecule: messenger RNA, 7865 nt
Organism: Ictalurus furcatus (blue catfish)
Lineage: Eukaryota; Metazoa; Chordata; Actinopteri; Siluriformes; Ictaluridae
Gene: madd
Product: MAP-kinase activating death domain
Exons: 40
Coding region: 1910-6904 (1664 amino acids)
Biological process (GO): regulation of apoptotic process; regulation of Rab protein signal transduction
Cellular component (GO): cytosol
Molecular function (GO): guanyl-nucleotide exchange factor activity
Source: RefSeq, a predicted model, not a curated record
AAUUAAUGCACUGCCUAUAAACAAGUGUAACCAUGGCAACAUACGUUUACAGUCGCAUACGUUAUUUAAAGUCUCCGUUACAUUGGUAGUAGAGAUGCGGCACAGACGCAGGCAAUUCACACACGCACAAUAUCGUGCUCUCUCUCUUUCUCUCUCUCUCGCUCUAAUAACUAUUAUUAAUUCAUUCAAAUAAAUUCAGAUUUUUGAAAACAUCACUGACCGCUUUAACUUGUCAAUGCUGGCAAGUGACCAUGGUAUAAGCUGGAUAAUCCACGGCUAGGUGUGCGUUAAACGAUUUUAACACACGACGUGGACGGAAAGAACCACCUGAAGUGAGAAAGUUGACUAAGCUAUCGGCAGAUAUUUCUGCUGCUGAUGAUGGGUAGCGUUGCCACCUCCCAGCUCCGGGGUCCCGGGUUCGUUCCAUAGCUCGUGUUACUGUUUGCAUGGAGGUCCCUGUCCCCUGUCCUCCCGGUGCCCGUGUGGGUUUGCUCUGGGUUCUUUUUCAGUUUCCUCCAACCUCCCAGCAGGCCUCACGCCCAGUGUUCCCCGGAUAGGCUACAGAUCCACCACAACACAGAUUAAAACAGUUACUGAAAGUGCGUGAGCGAGUAAUGACGGCCUGAAUUACCCAUAAAAAUAGAAAAUUAAUUAAGUUGAACAUUUUUCAGGGAGACGCUGGUCACCUGUUCACAGGUCCUACGCUUUUAUUCUAUAUGGUUCUUGUCUGCGUCUUGAUUGGUUAGUGGUGCUCAGAAAAACUAAAUAUUAGCCCAGCGCGUCAACUAAUGUAUCCAUCAAACCACUAAAAAGCUCAAAAUAAUGUUAUAACAAGAAUAAAACAAGGCUUUGGUGUGUACAGGUGGCUGUAUGUUUGCACUUACAGUUACGACUCACCUUUUGAGUCAAUGCUCCCAUUUACCGCAGGCCACAGGUAGGCGUACAGUGUGGCUCAUGAACUCGGGUUCUUUUGUCAUUCUCAUUGUCUUUGUCUCCUGAUAAAUAAAUAAAACCCAGCUGUGGGUAGGAAUAGGUCAUCGGAAAGUAAACAAGUCUCAGCUGAAAGUAGACAUGAGAGAAUGCUGAGGUUAUACUGGUAGACAGUGUUUUCAUGGUUUCCUUCUUCUUACUGAAAAGUGCGUAUUGUUAGUGUGAGCUUAUUAGGUUUGGCUUGUAUGGAUGGAGCCCAUGGUGAAUAGGACAAAAUAUCUUUUGAGUUGUCUACGUAUGUAUGUGUUUACAUUCGCUGCUGAAGCUCUUGUCACAAUCCAGAAUGCGUCAGCACGAGUGUUCGGAUUAGUGUUGUCAGGAUAACAAAAGCUUGACCUGCGAUCCAGGUCAUGUAGCUUGAUCAUUUUGAUGCAUUGAUUCCCUUUAAUCUGUUGUAGGUUUUGUAAACAUUUAUACGUUCAUAUGUCUUCUGUAAGCGCUCGAUCCUGGUCCCGGACCCUGAGCGUGAGGCGGGGAACACGCCAGGAUAGGACACCGGUCCGUUCACCUCCGCUCCGUGUUCGCACACUCCUUCAGACCCAGGGACAGUUCUGAGUAUCCAGUUCUCCUACUGGCAUGUUUUUGGCAGGUGGGAGGAAACCAGAGAACCCAGAGGAAACCCCACAGGAGAACAUGCAGAGCUCAUGUGCUCUUUGAUACCACUCACGCACGUCUGUGAUACCUAGAGGUGUGAAAUUCAGUGUUUCGGAUGUGGCACACUCUUUGGGUUUUGCUGAGCCGCGUCUCUUACCGCAUAUUUAUAAGCUGGAAAGGUAAACGUAAUUUCCUGCAUGGCUCUGAACACAAUGAUUGGCUCCUGCCUUUCUAGAUCUGCCUGCUUCUAACUGCAUCCUGAUUGGACAGCUUCUGUGCAGCGAGCUUAUCAGAGCCAUGACUUAGACAUACUGCACUUUCAGAGAUGGAGAAAAAGAAAAUGUGUCAGCGCCUCCUGGACUACCUGGUGGUAGUUGGAGCCAGGCAGCCCAGUAGCGAGAGUGUGGCACAGACGCCCCAGCUGCUGAGGCGUUACCCACUAGAGGACCACCCUGACUUCCCUCUGCCCCCAGAUGUGGUGUUUUUCUGCCAACCAGAAGGCUGCUUGAGUAUGCGACAGCGCCGUGUCAGCCUGCGCGACGACUCGUCCUUCGUCUUCGCGCUCACCGAUAAGGACUCGGGCAUCACGCGCUAUGGCAUCUGCCUCAACUUUUACCGCUCCUUCCAGCGAGGCCACCAUCGCUCACGUUCAGAAUGCAAAGACAAGCCUCCACAGACAGACCCUGCAGUCGAGGCCACUGAGAUAUGCGACCCUUCCACCUUGUCUCUCUCGGGUGACCACACAGCGCCCGUGGCAGGAGACAGGGUGCCAGAGACGAGCACCGGAAGGUCACCGCGUCCCAAACGCAGCGCCAGGGCAUCAGCACGGAAUCGCAACAGCAUGCUGACGUCACUGUGCAUCCUGAGCCACUACCCGUUUAUCUCCACCUUCAGGGAGUGUCUGUACAUCCUCAAACGCAUGGUGGACUGCUGCAGCCACAGACUCAGCCAGAGAACUGCCAAGGGUAACCAGCGGGACACCAUGUGGCGCAUGUUGGCCGGCGCUCUUUCCGUCGAGGAGAAGGAGAAAGGUACUCAGCUACUCCAUGACCUGAGGGAAAUUGAAUCGUGGGUGUACAGGCUGCUGCACUCGCCGGUGCCUGUAGCAGGCGUGCGACGUGUCGACGUGGAAGUGCUGCCUCCAGAUUUGCAGCCGGCGCUUACUUUCGCUGUACCCGACUCGUCUCGUUUCUGUCUCGUGGACUUCCCACUGCAUCUGCCCUUGGAGCUGCUGGGGGUGGACGCUUGCCUGCAGGUGCUCAGCUGCAUCCUGCUUGAACACAAGGUGGUACUUCAAUCUCGGGAUUACAACGCUCUCUCCAUGAGCGUGAUGGCUUUUGUGGCCAUGAUCUAUCCUCUGGAGUACAUGUUCCCGGUCAUCCCUCUACUGCCCACCUGCAUGGCUUCAGCCGAACAGCUCCUGCUAGCACCGACUCCAUACAUCAUCGGCGUGCCCGCCAGCUUCUUCCUGUAUAAAUCCGACUUUAAGAUGCCUGACGAUGUUUGGCUGGUGGAUCUCGACUGCAGCAAGGUAAUUGUGCCCAAGAAUGCAGAAAUACUCCCGCCUUUGCCUGAACCAGAAGCGACAGAGCUGAAGAAACACCUGAAGCAGUGUCUGGUUAGGUUGACUGCGAUCACCCAAAAGCAGAUCUUCGCCUCCGACACAAAGGCUUUGGCCAGUAUGAGUCUGAACACUCAGCCUAUUCUAAACCUGGAGAAGUUCCAGGAGGGUCAAGAUCUGCCUCUUCUGCCCCCAGGCCGUGAUAAGUCCUCCCCCUCCUCCACCGAGUUUAACCCUCUUAUUUAUGGAAAUGAUGUCGACUCUGUGGACGUGGCCACAAGGGUGGCAAUGGUGAGAUUCUUCAACUCUCCAAACGUACUGCAGGGCUUUCAGAUGCACACACGGACACUGCGACUCUUCCCACGACCCGUGGUAGCCUUUCAAGCCAUGUCUUUCCUGGCAUCACGUCCACGGCGCACCAGCUUUGCUGAGAAGCUCUCGCACACACAGGCUGUGGAAUAUUAUGGGGAGUGGGCCCUAAACCCUACGAACCUGGCCUUCCAAAGGAUUCAUAAUAAUGUGUAUGACCCCUCCUUGAUAGGUGAUAAGGCUAAGUGGUAUGCUCAUCAGUUGCAGCCUGUGUUUUAUCGCGUGUACGAUGGAAACUCGCAGCUUGCAGAGGCUAUAAGUGGACCAAUAGAGGAUGACUGUAAUGAUUCGGACCCUACAGAUGACAGUGGAAGUGACAGCGAGGCAUACGACGAUUCCAGCUCUUCUUACUCGUCACUGGGAGAUUUUGUGAAUGAAAUGAUCAAAGGGGAUAUCCAGGGCGACACACCAAAUGUCGAUCCCUUGACACACGCAGCACUGGAGGAUGCCAGUGAAGUAGAAAUCCAUGAAUUCCAGGAGUAUAAGGGUGAGGAGAGCGAGGAGCGCGGGUCUGAGGUCGAGGGACCUGCCGAAGCCACAGAUGGCCAGCCGCACCGCUCCAGUUCCAGCACCACAGCCAGCUCCAGCCCCAGCACCAUCAUCCAGGGCGUGAAUCAUGAGCCGUUAGAGCCUGUCGAGAUUGAGGCGUCAGCUAGUGCGGCUCUACAGAACUCUGUCCCUGGAUUAUGUCUCCCGCCGUUCACUCGAUCCAGCCCAGAGCCGCCGCCUACGGACUCGACGAGUAAGAAGCGAGAGUACGAUAACCCGUAUUUUGAGCCGCAGUACGGCUUCCCUGCAGAAGAAGAGGCCGACAGUGAAGAGCAAGAGGAGAGCUACACACCACGCUUCCACCAAAAUAUCAACGGAAACAAGCCAUCUCGCCCGUUGAGACCCAGCAGCCUGAAACUUCCAGGCGAGUGUGAUGGAGAAGGAGACUCUAAGAACAGUUCUCCCAACUCCACCAUCUCCAACAACAGCGGUGAUGGCUUCGGAGGACUCAUGUCUUUUGCAAGUAAUUUGUAUAAGAACCACGGCACCAGCUUUAGUCUGUCCAGCCUGGCUCUUUCUAACAAAGCGGCCAGAGAGAAGAAUACUCCUUUCCCAAGUCUUAAAGAUGGUGGUGAUGAGAGUCCUGACAGUCCUGGCUCCCGUGCUCCUCGAGCACUGGUGGAUCAAAAGUCCUCUGUGAUUAAGCACAGUCCCACUGUAAAGAGAGAGCCACCUUCGCCCCAAGGCCGAGCCAACAACACCAGCUAUCUGAGAGAACAGGGCUUGGACGCUCUCGUCCGUGUGUGCAGUGAAAAUCAGCAUUUCCUAAAGGACGUGGUGCUGAGCGUGUUGGAUGGCCAGGGUGUCGGUUGGCUCAACAUGAAGAAGGUGCGCCGCCUGCUGGAAAACGAGCAGCUGCGCGUCUUCAUGCUUAGCAAGCUCAACCGAGCCGUCCAGUCAGAAGAGGACGCUCGGCAAGAAGUCAUCAGAGACGUGGAGAUUAACCGAAAAGUCUAUAAAGGCAUGUUGGACCUGCUGAAAUGCACAGUUUCCAGUCUGGAGCACUCCUACACUAAUGCAGGCCUGGGUGGCAUGGCCAGUGUGUUCAGCCUGUUAGAAAUUGCACGGACCCACUACCAAACCAAAGAGCCAGAGAAGCGAAAGCGGAGUCCCAUGGACGGGGCGAGCAGUCCGGGUAGUAAGGAGAGCCCGUCUGUGCGCCUUGAGAGUGCCAGAGCGGCAGGCGUGCUCCUGAUGCCCAGAAUUCAGCUGCCACCCCCUCCCUCUGGGAAAGGGGCACAUCAGUUUGACACCCGGAGUCUGAACGAAGAGAAUUUUAUUGCUUCUAUUGGGGCGGAUGGGGCGAAACAGCGUCCAGAAGGGGUCGACACAGAGGAGAAGAAAUCCCAGAUAAGUGCGGACAGUGGGCUCAGUGUGACCUCAGGCUCUCAGAAGAGCGAUACGGAGUCAUUGGCGAGUUCAGAGCCUCCAGUUUUGACGAGGAGUACCAGUCAGGACUCUGAGGCCAGCACAGUGGUGAGUAACAGCUCAGGUGAGACACUGGGGGCUGACAGUGACCUGAGCAGCACGGCAGGAGAUGGACCGAGCGGCCGUCUGUCUCCUCACCUCGCUCUGUCUCGCAGCACUCUCUCAGACAGUGAGAUCGAAACCAACCCUGCCACCAGCUCUAUGUUUGGAAAGACCCAUAAGCUGAAGCCAGGUGUGAAGGAACCUAUUGGGGGUGUGGCUAAGGGAGCUCCUGCCCAGCCCCAUGAAGAUCUCAGCCUGAGGAUCUAUCUGUGUGAGGGGCUUCUGGGGAGGGAUAAGAGCUCAAUGUGGGAUCAGCUGGAGGACGCUGCCAUGGAAACCUUCUCUCUGAGUAAGGAGCGCUCUACUCUGUGGGACCAGGUGCAGUUUUGGGAGGACACGUUUCUGGACGCUGUAAUGCUCGAAAGAGAGGGAAUGGGGAUGGACCAGGGACCACAGGAGAUGAUUGACAGGUACCUGUCACUGGGUGAGCAUGACCGUAAGAGACUGGAGGAGGAUGAGGACAGACUGCUGGCCAAUCUGUUGCACAACAUGAUAGCCUACAUGCUAAUGAUGAAGGUCAAUAAGAACGACAUCAGGAAGAAGGUCCGCCGUUUGAUGGGGAAGUCUCACAUCAGUUUGACGUACAGCCAAGAGAUCAAUGAGGUCUUGGACCGCCUUGCACACAUGAACGGAAGGGAACUUCCUAUAAGGCCGAGCGGAAGCCGGCAUAUAAAAAAGCAGACUUUUGUGGUGCAUGCUGGGACUGAUACUACAGGGGAUAUAUUCUUCAUGGAGGUGUGUGAUGACUGCAUCGUACUACGCAGUAACAUAGGGACGGUGUAUGAACGGUGGUGGUACGAGAAGCUGAUCAAUAUGACUUACUGUCCCAAGACCAAAGUGCUGUGUCUAUGGAGGAGGAAUGGACUGGAGACACAGCUAAACAAGUUCUACACGAAGAAGUGUCGGGAGCUGUACUACUGCGUCAAAGACAGCAUGGAGCGUGCAGCAGCACGACAGCAAAGCAUCAAACCAGGUCCAGAACUGGGUGGAGAGUUCCCUGUGCAGGAUAUGAAAUCGGGUGAGGGCGGUCUCCUGCAGGUCACCCUCGAGGGGAUUAAUCUCAAAUUCAUGCACAGCCAGGUUUUCAUAGAGCUGAAUCACAUUAAAAAGUGCAAUACAGUGAAGGGAGUCUUUGUCCUGGAGGAAUUUGUUCCUGAAACUAAAGAAGUGGUGAUCCAUAAGUACAAAACUCCCAUGGCACAUCAGAUCUGUUACUCCGUGCUCUGUCUCUUUUCCUACAUGGCUGCCGUGAAGGGGAAGGAGGCAGAGGGCAAACCCAAGAUGCUGUCCCCUCGCCCAUUACCCAGCUAGUGCACAUCAUCUGCCUGCUGUAUUAUAUUUCUGGUUUUGUCCAAAACCCUCCUGUAAGAGCUACACUAUAACUUAUUCUCCACACAUCUGCUUAUUUACUGCUCUCUUGAGCCUCUGGCUUACUUGCCUGUCCUGGACAGUAUUCCUUACACUUAUCCACCCACUCACAGUAUUUAAUCAAGAUCAAUGACAAGUACAUAUUACAAGUAUAAACAUACUGUUUUCUCUCCAGACAUUAUAAUAUAUAUCAGAAUGGAACGGUAAUCCCGCCCACUGCAGAUUUUUCCUCAGCUCUUAUUCGUCACUGUCCUGGGUGUUUUUUUGUUGGGUUUUUUUUUUGCCUCUAGCAAGCCAUAUUGCCAUGCUGCUUUCCCCUUUUCUUGCAUGUGAUCAGAGGUGCCACACUAUGCCGACACUAAAAAUUUGCAUUGGUAUGUGCAGAAGAGUGCCCUCUGUCCUAGCAAGCGCUUCAACUUCCCCUUUCCUUAACCCAUCCUUAGAAAUCUUAGAAAAAUAAUUCUGUGUAGUCACUGGGAACGUAACAUCUGUCCUGUCUAAUGAUGAUUUAAAAUGCUUCAUGUUAUGGGGCUAUGGAGACUGUGUGUGUGUGUGUGUGUGUGUGUGUGUGUGUGUGUGUGUGUGUGAGAGAGAGAGAGAGAAUGUGAGCCUUAGCAGGUAACCACACAGUGCUUAAGUGUUUCAUUCAGCCUGUUCCCUCUGCUGUAUUUGGUCCAAGGUGUGUGUACAUCUUUAGCUUUGCCUUGAGCCUACUGUACUAGUUUUACUGUAAAACUGUCUGUGAACAGCUGUGAUAAAUUUGCAUGUUGCUGUAACAAAAUUAAGGAAAAAAAAAAAAAAGCAAACGAAAAACACUGAAUAGUAAUAUGAAAAACCUAUGCUGUACAUUUCACUGGAGCAAUGUUUAAAAAGAAAUGUAAUGUUCUAAAACAAACUGUGGUUU